AUAAUAAUUAAAACAUCCAUCUGGCAACAUUUGAAUUUUUAUAAUUUUUUUCAUUGAAAGUUUUUUUUUUUUUUAACUGAGAAAAAAAAGCCAAUAUAGGAAAAGUAAGAGGAAAAUAGUGAUCGGGUCAUCCGAACUCACCCAGAAGUCCAGUACCCACCAUCUGAAACCCGUGGAUCUAUUCAAAGAGCAUAUAUGAGCUUGUAGGUUUUAAGGAGGGUUUAAAGGCGACUGCUUUCGCCUUUGGCCUUCACUUUCCUCCUUCUGUCUUCGAGAUUUCUAAUUUCUGCGGUGUAUCUUUCUUGUCAAUGUCUUUAAAUAUCUCUCUAGUUCCCAUCCCCUCAUAUUUUUCUUGAAAGUCGGUUCUGUGUCUAACUGUCUAUCACUUGCAUCUUUUCUUUUCUGUUAAAUUUGGGGUCCUCUUCCGUCUCUGAUCAAUUGAAAACAUGUGGAGAAGCUUUGCCAAACGAGCUUCUUCUUGUCCCAAGAAGCUCAAAAUUUCCUCAAAUGAUACAAAAUUUUAUCAAGAUUCAAAUUUUCUCGAGAAAAUUAGGCCUCCAGAGGCUCAAACAUGCCUAACUUCUCCUUACUCGUUUCUGGGUUUUCGCCGAGUCGGUAUAUUAUCAUCACAAAAUGAUGAAUUGAGAAAACCCAGUUUCACUAAUUUAACGAAUCCUUUUGGUAUUUCUGCUUUCUCCAAGGGCUAUGCAACUGCAGCUGCACAGGCAAUUGUUUCAACAGACGAGUCGGACUUUUCUGCGUCUGAUGAACUCCAAGAACAUAUGGAGGAGAUCAGCAUACACAACCAGAAAAUGGAGAUACAAUUUAGGCCCCAGCAAAAGAAGACAAUAGCAGGUAUGGGUAUAGGAAAGUACAAUAUGCUUAAAAAGAGGCAAAUAAAGAUGGAGACAGAGGCCUGGGAGGAGGCAGCUAAAGAGUAUCAGGAAUUGUUAAUGGACAUGUGUGAGCAGAAGCUGGCACCCAAUUUGCCCUAUGUAAAGUCUUUGUUUCUCGGUUGGUUUGAACCUUUGAAGGAUGCAAUUGCGGCAGAUCAGGAGUUGUGUAAGCAGAAGAGCGGUAAGUUUUCUCACGGACCGUAUUUUGACGCAUUGCCUGCGGAUAUUAUGGCGGUUAUUACUAUGCAUAAGAUGAUGGGAUUGUUGAUGACUUGUAAUGGAGGGAAUGGGAGCGUUAGGGUGGUUCAAGCUGCCUGUGCAGUAGGUGAAGCAAUUGAGCAUGAGGCAAGGAUACACAGGUUCUUAGAGAAGACAAAGAAAAAGAAGAAGAGAACAGAAGAAAAGGAACCUAAAGGUGAAUCAGAUCCUGUGACUGCUGAAGAAGAGAAACUUGCUAAAGAACAGGAGAAACUGAGGAGAAAAGUCACUGAACUGAUGAAAAAGCAAAAGGUUCACCAAGUGAGGGGAUUAGUGAAGGAGCAUGAUGACUCAAAGCCCUGGGGUCAAGAAGCACAUGUUAAGGUUGGCUGCCGCUUGAUUCAAUUGUUAAUUGAAACAGCCUAUAUACAACCUCCAAUCGAUCAAUUGGGAGAUGGUCUACCUGAUAUUCGCCCUGCAUUUAUGCAUACGCUUAAAAAUAUCAUGAAAGAUGCACAGAAAACCAGCAGGAGAUAUGGUUUUAUUGAGUGCGAUCCACUUGUUCGUAAAGGCCUUGAGAAAUCUGCUAGGCAUAUGGUCAUUCCUUACAUGCCAAUGUUGGUGCCUCCUUUAAACUGGACAGGGUAUGACCAGGGCGCAUACUUAUUUUUGCCAUCCUAUUUUAUGCGAACCCAUGGAGCAAGACAACAACGUGAAGCAAUUAAAAGGACUCCAAGGAAACAAUUAGAGCCUGUUUUUGAGGCCCUGGAUACACUAGGAAAUGCCAAAUGGAGAAUAAAUAAGAAGGUGCUUACAGUAGUUGACAGAAUAUGGGCUAAUGGGGGCGCUCUUGCUGGUUUGAUUGACUGUGAAGAUGUCCCUCUGCCUGAGGAACCAGAUACAGAAGAUGAUGCUGAAAUUCGAAAAUGGAAGUGGAAAGUGAGAAGUGCAAAAAAAGAAAAUAGUGAGAGACAUUCACAGCGGUGUGAUAUAGAACUUAAACUUUCUGUUGCUCGGAAGAUGAAGGAUGAGGAAGGCUUCUACUACCCUCACAACCUUGAUUUUCGUGGUCGUGCUUACCCCAUGCAUCCAUAUUUGAAUCAUCUUGGCUCUGAUCUGUGUCGGGGCAUUCUGGAGUUUGCAGAGGGGCGACCUCUUGGGAAGUUUGGCUUACGCUGGCUGAAAAUACAUUUGGCUAAUGUAUGUGCUGGUGGUGUAGACAAAUUAUCCAAUGAGGGGAGGAUAGCAUUUACUGAGAAUCAUCUGGAUGAUAUUUUUGAUUCUGCAGACCGACCUCUUGAAGGAAGGCGGUGGUGGUUGGCUGCAGAGGAUCCUUUUCAAUGCUUGGCAACAUGUGUUAAUCUCUCUGAAGCAUUGAGAAGCUCCUCCCCAGAAACUACUAUUUCACAUAUGCCAGUCCAUCAGGAUGGUUCCUGCAAUGGUUUGCAGCACUAUGCUGCCCUUGGAAGGGACAAGUUGGGAGCAGCUGCAGUUAAUCUUGUUGGGGGAGAGAAACCUGCAGAUGUGUAUUCAGGAAUUGCUGCCAGGGUUCUUGAUAUAAUGAGGAAAGAUGCCGAAAAAGAUCCAGCAACUAAUCCAAAUGCUUUGCAUGCUAAGCUUUUAAUCAAUCAGGUGGACAGGAAAUUGGUCAAGCAGACAGUUAUGACAUCAGUGUAUGGUGUCACAUAUAUUGGUGCCCGUGACCAAAUCAAAAGGAGGCUAAAAGAACGUGGUUCUAUUGUAGAUGAUUCAGCUUUGUAUGCUGCAUCUUGCUAUGCAGCAAAGACCACCUUGAUGGCUUUGGAAGAGAUGUUUGAAGGUGCUAGAAGUAUCAUGGCCUGGCUUGGUGAAUGUGCAAAGGUAAUAGCUUCAAACAAUCAACCUGUUCGAUGGACCACUCCUCUUGGACUUCCUGUUGUACAACCGUAUAGACAGUUGGGAAGGCAUCUUAUUAAAACUUCCCUGCAGAUGUUGGCAUUGCAAAGAGAAACAGACAAGGUGAUGGUUAAGCGGCAAAGAACAGCUUUUCCCCCUAACUUUGUUCACUCCCUUGAUGGUUCUCACAUGAUGAUGACUGCUGUUGCCUGCAAACAGUCAGGUUUAAACUUUGCAGGGGUCCAUGAUUCAUACUGGACACAUGCUUGUGAUGUUGAUGAAAUGAACCGGAUACUUCGAGAAAAGUUUGUUGAACUCUACGAGGCACCAAUAUUAGAGAAUUUGUUGGAGGGCUUCCAAAAGUCAUUCCCAAAGUUGAAAUUUCCUGACUUACCAGAGCGUGGAGACUUUGAUCUGAGAGGUGUCCUGGAGUCUCCCUAUUUCUUCAACUAGUCUGAGCAAUAUACUAAUCUUGACUGAUCUGAAAUUGCACUUCGUACAUCUCUCAUUUAAUUGCAAGGUGAUGGCAGUUUAUUAACUCAUCCCUGUGCAAAUUUGUGAAAGUCACAAGUAUCCAACUGCUCAAUUGAGGAAGAAAAGGCAGAGAAGAAGAGACCUGAGGUAUGGACAACAAUGGGAUCCAACAAGGACAUUGUACCGUACAUAGGUCAAAAGAGAAAAAAAUGCGUAUAACCAUUUGCUGGAUAUGUCCCUCAUGCAAUCCUGGGACUUCUACUCCAAAUUUAGCCAUCAUUUUUGGGUCUGCCUUGGUGGAAGUAAAUGAGGAACUAAGGUAGUGUGAUGUGCAGAAUGGCAUGGAAGAACAGCCUCAAUUAUUACCAAUCAGGUUUUUUCUUUUAAGGUGGCUUUGCACAAAAAGGGAAUCAAAGCUGCAGCAGUAUAGUGACGGGAUAUUUUGUUAUUGAGAAGAUUCCAAUAAAUCAAAGAUGGAUGAGAGAUUUGCUUGCUGAACUGUGCUUCCAUCUUCUGGGAUGCUGACAUUACAAAUCUCGAUAGGUUUCUGAAAACAAACCGGUUUCAAGGGAAAGGUAACAUAGGAAAUUAGGAAUUAUACGGCAUGUAUUCUUUGUGGUAUCUUGCAGCCUCUAUGCUCAUGUUUUACAGGAUUUGUGAUUGCUAUAAUUUAAGAACAAGUACAAUUUAUUGCGAAGAUAAAUAAUACAGGCUCGAUAUUUUUAGACCA
Messenger RNA from Hevea brasiliensis (rubber tree), 4173 nucleotides. RefSeq names its product DNA-directed RNA polymerase 1B, mitochondrial. Gene Ontology annotation, molecular function: DNA-directed RNA polymerase activity; DNA binding. The transcript has 19 exons. Gene Ontology annotation, cellular component: mitochondrial DNA-directed RNA polymerase complex. Gene Ontology annotation, biological process: mitochondrial transcription. NCBI's taxonomy places the organism in Eukaryota, Viridiplantae, Streptophyta, Magnoliopsida, Malpighiales, Euphorbiaceae. The record is from RefSeq and is a predicted model, not a curated record. The coding region runs from base 447 to 3422 and encodes 991 amino acids.